Molecule: messenger RNA, 3291 nt
Organism: Amyelois transitella
Lineage: Eukaryota; Metazoa; Arthropoda; Insecta; Lepidoptera; Pyralidae
Gene: Arl6
Product: facilitated trehalose transporter Tret1
Exons: 13
Coding region: 632-2575 (647 amino acids)
Biological process (GO): transmembrane transport
Cellular component (GO): membrane
Molecular function (GO): GTPase activity; transmembrane transporter activity; GTP binding
Source: RefSeq, a predicted model, not a curated record
ACUACAGAAAUGCCGUGUGGUUCCCGGCACCAAUACAAAAAAGAAUAGGACCACUCCAUCUCUUUCCCAUGGAUGUCGUAAAAGCCGACAAAGGGGUAGGCUUAUAAACUUGGGAUUCUUCUUUUAGGUGAUGCUAGCUAGCAACCUGUCACUAUAUGAAUCUCAAUCCUAUCUUAAAGCCAAAUAGCUGAACGUGGUCUAUCAGUCUUUGCGAGACUGUAGGCUCUGUCUACCCCGCAAGGGAUAUAGACGUGAUUAUAUGUAUGUAUGUAACUAUAGAAAUAUUCGUUUUGGUAAUAUCUAGUGCAAGCUACUGGUCCGGUAGCUGUUUCUCUUCCCGUGUCAAUCAAAGGAAAGGCUUACAACCUUGGACUCUUGUAUUGAUGGGAUAGCAGCCUGUCACUAUCUAUAUCUCAAUAUCGUCCUGAAGCCGAACGUGGUUUUCAUACUUCGAGACUGGCUCUUCCUUCUCCAUAAGGGAUUAAAAUAUGAUAAUAUGUUAUUGUUUCCGACGAAUAAACUCGGAAAUCCCGAGCGAGGUUUAGUUGUAUAAAUGUUUUUUACUCCUUUAUAAAAACUUACACAGAUAAAUAUUUCAGUAAAUGUGCCCGCGGUAUCGCUGGGCCUGGCGAUGGGCUGGGUGUCGCUGGCGAGCGGCGAGAGCGGGGCGGCGGUGGCGGCGGCGGGCGGGGAGGCGCGGCUGGUGCUCGCGGCGGCGCUCACGUUCGCGGCGGCGCUGCUGGGCGUGCCGCUCAGUGCGCGCGCGCUGGCCAGGGGGAGGAAGUUUGCUACUAUCGCUACUUCGCUGGCUUUUGUGGUGUGCUGGUCGCUGAAACUGGCGAGUCUGCAGCACGCCGGCGGCUGGUGGGUGGCGGCGGCGCGCGCGGCGGCCGGGCUGGGCGGCGCCGGCGCGUACGUCAUACCGCCGCUAUUGGCCACAGAAAUGUGCGAGCGCGCGGUGGCAGGUGCAGCGGCGUCGUCGCUGGUGACGGCGCACAACCUCGGCAUCCUGCUCAUGUACGUGGCGGCAGACCAGCGGAUCCCACACAGUACAGUGUUGUGGAGCUGCCUGGCGCUGUCGCUGGCCCAUUGCGCGGUGUUCCUGUUCGUGCCCGAGUCGCCAGCCUAUUUGGCGGCCAGUGGAAAACAUGAGGAAGCUCGCUCGUCGCUGGCGUGGCUGCGCGGCGCUCAGGUCAGUGACCCGAUGCUGACUGAGGAGUUAGCUGCGCUGCCUCCGCCCGAUCACAGCUCCGCUUUACAAACACUGAAAGAACUAUUAAGCGACAGAAGUCGUCGAAGGGCGCUGCUCAUCGGCACCAUCACCGUGGUGGGGCAGGAAACUUGCGGCAUCUUCACGAUGGUCCAGUUCGCCGAGCGCACGUUCAUGCUCGCGCGGGACGAGCACUCCGAGCAUGUUGGCGCGCUCGCCGCGCAAGCCGGCUCGCUGGCCUCGCCCGCGCGGUGCGCGCUGUGGUUGGGCGUCGUGCAGUUACUGGCUUCAGUGCUGUCGUUGUAUUUGGUCGAGAGGGUCGGGAGAAGACCGCUGAUCGUGUACACGGCGUGGCUGGCCGCCGCGAGCCUGCUGGCGGCGGCGGCGUGCGCGCGCGCCUGCCCGCGCGCGGCGGCGGGCGCGCUGCUGGCGGCCGUGGCGGCCGACAGCGCCGGCCUGCAGCCCGCGCCCUACGCGCUGCUCGCCGACUUGUUCCACUACCAGUUCCGCAGCGCGGCCCUGCUGGCGGCGACGAGCGGCACGUGCGCGGGCAACGCGGCGGAGGUGGCGCUGCUGGCGGCGGCGGCGCGCGGCGGGCUGCGCGCGGCGCUGGCGUGCGCGGGCGCGCUCACGGCGCUGUACGCCGCCUUCGCCACGCUGGCGGCGCCCGAGACGCGCGGCCGCACGCCGGACGAGAUUUACAAGGACAUGGAGCGCUCGCCUCUAGCGUGUUUUAAAAAUUAUCGUAACGCAGAGACGUUGGACACCAAAUUUCAAGCGUCCGCCGGAGCCAUGGGCCUGCUGGACAAGCUGUCGCUGUGGCUGGGGCGCGGGCGCGCGGAGGUGACGGUGCUGGUGCUGGGGCUGGACAACAGCGGCAAGAGCACGCUGCUGCGCUCGCUGCGCGCGCCCGCGCCCGCGCCGCCCCCGCCCGCGCUGCCCACCGUGGCGCUCCACCAGGAGACCUUCCAAAGCGGCGGCGUGACGUUCAGCGCGUGGGACGUGUCGGGCGCGCCGCGGCACCGCGCGCUGUGGGAGCGCCACUACCGCCGCGCGCACGCCGUCGUCUUCGUCGUCGACUCCGCGGACCAUCUCAGGCUCGUGGUGGCGCGCGAGGAGCUGGAGCUGAUGCUGGCGCACCCCGACGUGAGCGGGCGCCGCCUGCCGCUGCUCGUGUUCGCCAACAAGUGCGACGCGCCGCUCGCGCUCUCUCCCAUGCAGAUCGCGUCUGCUCUUUGCUUGGAGCGCAUCUCGGACAAGCCGUGGCACAUCUGCGCGUCGAAUGCCGUGUCCGGCGCCGGACUAGAGGACGGCGUCGCCUGGCUCGCCGGACAGAUCCGAGACAUGCACCUACACCACAAAUAGAGAACUCCUCACUGUGUCAUAGUACACAGCGACCGUGCCUGGCGCCGGACGAGCGGCCGGUCGUCGGACGGAUCCGCGACAUGUACCUACAUACACCACAAACAUAGAACAUCUGAUGGUGUCAGUUUAUAGAGAUAUUGAUACACUUCUGAUGAGGGAAAACAUCGUGAGGAAACCUGUAUGUCCCAAUAUGGGUUAAGUUCUACUGUAAAAGUUGCUGGAAGGGAGUCACUUCGUGUAAAUAUCUGGCUCAUCCAAUCCAGGAUGCAUCCAUGGUGAACCGCCAGGCUCCUCUCCAGUGAGUGAGGAUGUGACCGGGACUAGCGCAGGAAGGAUCGACUGUAUCAUUGGAGUCGAGAGGGAAGAUAAAAAUAAUGUGAAAAUAAUUCAUGCUUUUAGAAGGAUAAAAUCUUAUGAUAUUUUCUCGUUUCGUUAAAGUUUUGUUACAUUAGUGAAUAAUUGUGAUGUGGACAUUUGGGCAUUAUGUCUGGCGAAGUUAAAAAUUAGAAUUAAAAUCUCAUAAUAUUUUUGAAGUAGUCAAACUUAUACAAUGAGGAGAGAGAUACUAGUUAUUAUGGGAUUUGUGUGUUUAAAUGAACAUUGUUAUAAUGUAAAAUUAAAAUUAUAUUAUUUUAAAAUAUUUAAAUAUUGCAAUGUUAUAAAACUUUUGUGAUUAUUUCAGAAAUUUAAAUCACUAUAAAAUACUAUAGACUAUG